CAUUAUAAAAAGAUAAUAAGAGAGUGUAGUGGCAUUGGAUAGCAAUUCACAUUAUUCUACUUGAAGAGAACAUUUUAUAAAGGAAAUAAAAAUCGCAAAAAAGAAAAAUGAAUAAAAUUAAGAAUUUUUUUUUCUAGAAGAACUUUUAUACACUUAUAAAAAAGAAAUAUAUAGAAUAUUGGUCACUUGAAAAACAAAUUAUAGAUAGGGAAAUUAACAUGUUUAGUCCCUCAAAUAUCAAUGGAUGUUUAUUUUGAUCAAGUCAGUCCAAUUUUGGCGCGAAACCGUUCCUGCUACAAUUUCGCUCAAUCUCUGUUUUUGACGGCGAAAAAAAUCCCUUCGUUUUCGCGUCUACUGUAAGAUUCCUCUCAAAAUCCAUGAAUUCGAGAGAGCUGACUCUGGUAUCAGCUGCAGCAGUGAUUGGUGCCUUUGCUUCUGCUGUGACCAUUCGCUUAUUCUUAAAUCCCAAAAGACGUUCUGUUACUGAUCCAGAUUCGGCACUCAACGGUUUCCACCAAAGGAAGUCGUCGUCUCCUCAGAAUCCAUUUGAUCCUUCAAAACGAAAAGGGUAUUUGUCGUGGGAUGAUUACUUUAUGGCGAUUGCAUUUCUAUCUGCUGAACGAUCCAAGGAUCCAAACAGGCAGGUUGGAGCAUGUUUGGUGAGUCAAAAUUACGUAAUACUAGGCAUUGGAUACAAUGGGUUCCCGCGUGGCUGUUCUGAUGACAAGCUUCCUUGGGCAAAGAAAUCUAAAAAUGGGAAUCCAUUGGAAACAAAGUAUCCUUAUGUUUGUCAUGCUGAAGUUAAUGCCAUCUUGAACACAAAUCAUGCAUCUGCUGCCGGACAGAGGCUCUACGUGACAAUGUUUCCUUGCAAUGAAUGCGCAAAGAUUAUCAUUCAAUCUGGUGUUUCAGAGGUCAUUUAUUUUGUGGAGAAGAGAUUGGAUGGUUCUGACAUAGCAUAUGUUGCUUCCCACAAACUUCUGUCGUUGGCUGGCAUAAAAGUAAGGAGGCAUCAACCGCAGAUGAAAGAGAUUUCAAUUAAGUUUGAAGAACUAUAGACACUCCUAGAUGAUGUGCUCUUCUCUAGGCCUUAAUGUGUCUUGUGCAUCUCUCUUGAGAAAAGGAUCGAAUUGAUGCAUCUUAGUAAUGCUGCUAAGAGGGUUGAGGGGGCUCAGUUUUACCAUGUAGGGUGUUCAACUCUUUGACAUGUGUACUAAUGUUUGUAAUUUUUCACUUUAAGACAUGAAACUGAAAUUUCUCGUUA
Messenger RNA from Solanum dulcamara, 1264 nucleotides. RefSeq lists its product as uncharacterized. The coding region runs from base 378 to 1058 and encodes 226 amino acids. The record is from RefSeq and is a predicted model, not a curated record. Lineage: Eukaryota; Viridiplantae; Streptophyta; Magnoliopsida; Solanales; Solanaceae. The transcript is spliced from 9 exons. Gene Ontology annotation, molecular function: hydrolase activity; zinc ion binding.